AUUGAUUGAAAAUUUGUGAGAUUUCAAACUUCAAGGUUACUCCUUUCCUAUGGCUUCGGACUUUUAUAUUUCUAACGUUAAGUUAGAAUAUCAGAAACUUAGAGAUAGAGUUGAAAAGCUUGAAAAAGAAAAAGAAAUGCUCAUGGCAGAACUCGGACACAGGGAACAAAAUUUUUGUGGGAAUAUACUUGCAUUUGUUGAGAGUUUGUUUUUUAAUACGAAAUACAGUGAUGUACUGUUCAAAACACCGAACGUUCUUGUCCCAGGGCACAGAUUUGUUCUCGAUGCUAGGGGAGGAGUUUGGAAUGUUUAUACAGAGGAUGGUGUAGAAUAUAUAAAUAUACAAGGUUAUCGUCAAAAUGUAUGCGAAGCUUUUAUUCUGUGGACUUAUAGGGGCAUAUUGGAAGAGUACGACGCACAAUGCUUGUCCGAUUUAAUGACACUUGCACGAGAAUUUUGCUUACCUUCCUUAUUUACCCAGUGCGAAAUCGCUUUAAUUCCUCUAGUGACAAGAGAAAACUGUUUGUCAUUGUAUUCGUCUUCGCAUAGAUUAAGAGCCACACGGUUGUUAGACCAUUGCUUCUCGUUUAUGUCACGUGUUUGGCCUAAUUUUUCAGUGAAAGAAAUUUCUACAGUUUCUGCCCCUGUCUUGCAAUCUUUUCUCGAGAAGUAUUCCAAGUUCCCUGUUCACUCAGCAAUUGACCUUGGAAGAGAUGACACAGUUUUAUCUUUGCUUAACGUUGAUCAUCCAAAGGCUAAACUCCUCGUAAAUCAACUGAAUGAAAAUGGUCUAUCACCGUUAUAUAUGGCCCUAAAGGAUGCACAUUUCGAGCUUGCUGAGAAACUAAUUGGUCUAGGCGCAGAUAUAAACGCACUUAUUGGUCCUACUGACGAAAAGCAACCUGUUACUCAGUUUGCGUUUAGAAAAAACCAUUAUGAAGCUGUCCAAUUUCUCUUGCUUCAUGGUUCCAAUUGUGAUUUCUGUGAUUCAAUCUCGUCUCGCACACUACUUCAUAACCUUGCAGUAACCGACGCAAAGGAAAUGUCAGAAGCUGUGAUAAAUAUAGCAAAAACAUUAAUCCAACAAAGUGCUAAUAUUUCUUCCCAAGAUAUAGACGGAAAUUCACCGUUGCAUUUGUCUAUUUUGCACAAUAAUUCAAGUUUAUUUAAUUUGCUGAUCAAUCAUUCCAAGAAGCCUAAUUUAGAUUUACCCAAUAAUCAAGGAUUAUGUCCACUGUGGUUAGCGCUUGUCAGAAAGUUCAAUUUUCGUGAUCCAAGUGUUUACGGAUUUAAAUCUAACUCGUUGACAAGUAAUUCAUAUGACUUCGCUAGUCAGUUGAUUGAAAAUGGUGCUAACGUGAAUUAUAGAUUUACUGAUGUUCAUUAUUCUGCAUUGAAUGGUAAAUCUUUGAAGAACCCACUUCCAGGUGACACUUUGCUUUUGGCUGCUUCACGAAUCGGAUGGGAAUCAGCUGCUUUAUUUCUUCUUGAUCACUCACAAUGUGAUCCUACUUUAGAGUCAUUUACUCAAGGAGAAACAGUUUUUCAUGUUGCCGUAGAAGCUGAACUGUCUAAUUUAUGCAAUCGCUUGAUUAUGCGGAACGAUACUGACCCAAAUCGUUUACGGUUUUCCAAAGCUAAUAUAAUAACAUCAGACAGUGAGGAAAUCCUGUCACAAACUUCUUACGAAAGUACUUGUGUGAAAGAGACUAAUCAAAUGAACUUUACGAAGUCGCUAAAUCCUUUCGACGAUGACUAUGGAAGUAAUGAUGACUGCAAUCUCUUAUCUAACCCUAUACAUAAUAUAUCGUGUCAAGUGAAUAGUUCACAAUUAUCCACUGGCUCAGCAGUUAACGGUACUAUUAUUUCUACUCCAUCGGUAUUAGAUUCAUCAUCAUUGAGAGAAAUUAAAAGUGACCACAAGUCUACCCAACAAAUGUACUGCAGUUCUUUACAUCUUGCUGUACAACACAAAAUGUUUGGUAUACUCGAAUUUUAUCUUGAAAACAACGCUAAUGUUGAUUGGUUGCUGUUGAAUGAAUCUGGUGAUUCAGUCCUGAGCUUACUUUUGUGGUCGGAGCAGUUUCAGUUGGUCAAGAGAAUAUUAGAAUCUAUGUAUAAUCAAUCAAAGGAUACAUCAGCUAGUCAUGACUCUAAAUUCAACGAAUCCGAUAACGCUAUUCAAUCAUUUCUAAAUAAAAUACCUACAAAAUGUAAUAAGCCAUCUUUAUUGAUUCAAUCCAUUGAACGUGAUCAAUUCGAAGUUGUGAAAUUCUUGGUCGAACAUGAUGCUGAUAUUAAUGAGAACGAAACUGACUGUCAGUCAUAUAUUAACCCUCUAUGGACUGCAUUGAAAUUGAGAAGAUGGACAAUAGCUGAUUAUUUGGUGAAUCAUGGAGCUGAUGUUAAUUCAUGGGCACCGUUUAAUGAAACAAAUGCAAAAGUCACUCUACUACAUCGGGCAAUCCAUGAGAACAAUGAAGAGGCUGGUGUGUUUCUGGUGAAACGAAACUGUGAUGUCAAUGCGUUCGCACAGUUUGAUUAUUCAAUAGAUAAGAAAAAAUCAGAUCAUAUUAUACCAGAAUUAGCUCGAUCACCACUGCAUAUGGCCACUUUAAUUGGAAUGUAUGAACUCGUUCAAGUACUUAUCUCCAGUAAUCGUGUAUAUAUUAACCAACAGGAUUAUAAUGGUGAAACUGCCUUACAUUUGGCAAUCAGAUCAAAAAAUGAAAAACUUGCCAACCUGUUAAUUGAAGCACCUCAAAUAGACUAUACCGUUCGUGAUGCACAAGCAUACACCGUAUUUCAUGUAGCUGUGGAGUUACGUCAACGUGCAAUUGCACAAAGUCUUUUGAAAAAAGACCCUUCUUUAGCUUUACAAGUUGAUAGUUCAGGACGUAAUUUUCUACAUAUUGCAAUAGAAAAUUUCGAUCGUGAAGCUAUUUUUCUUCUUAUUCAAAUUGGAGUUGAUAUGAAUGCUUGUGUACGUGAUGCACAUCGUCUCACACCCUUCCAUUUAGCAAUUAAGACAGGCGUAGAUGAGGAUAUUUUACGUAGUUUGCUUCUUGCCGGUGCAUCUAUUAACUCACAAACACCACAAAAACAAUAUGGUCUUCACUUGGCUGUGAUUUACAAUAGACCGGAAUUAGUACAUUGUUUAUUAGAGAAUGGAGCUGACCCCAAUUCUCAAGAUUCUGAACGUAAUACACCAUUACAUCUAGCUGUUCGACAUGCUAGAGUAGAUUGUCUUGUAAAAAUGCUCAAUCAUUCCGCUACAAAUUGUUACUGUUUAAAUAUCAGAGGUCAAUUGCCGAUCCACUUGCUGGCUCAACAUCAAGGUCCAGUCAGUGUUGAAAUGCUUGAGUAUUUAUUAGAGGUAUCUGUUGCCAAUCAAAUCAAUGCCCAAGAUGCUGCUGGCAAUACUCCAUUAAUUCUCGCAUAUCAAGCAGGAAACAUAUCACUUUGUACCGCAUUACUUCAAGCCGGUGCAUCUUUAGGAAUUAUGAAUUCUGAAGGGGAUACUGUGUUUAGUCUAAAUAAAAAGAAAUGUAAAAGUUCAACUCCUGGACAUGUUCUUUCACAAUUACUAGGUACAUUUUUUUCUUGAAAUUCAUAUGUUUUAAUAAUUAUCCUUCUUUUUAAACAUUUUCCAAUACACUACACUUUUGACUCUGACGAUUCAAUAAAAUAAAAAUAUAACUUGAGAAUGAAAGCUUUGAAUCUGAAAUAGACACAUCUGUUAGAUGACAAAAUCUGUUUAAAUUUACUUAAUUAACCUCAAUAUUAUAUUUUAACAAAGAAAUAUUCUGUUUUAUAAUAAACUGAUUAAAUUUAGUUGCCCACACUUUUCUAUUUGGUUUUGUCUAUUAAAGUGAUUUCUUUUUAAUGAAAAUGAUUAGAUUCACUUAUUCAAGAACCUCGAUGGGAAGAUGGUUCUGUUUGUGUUGAAUGUUGCGUGAAGUUUGGUAUAACUAACAGAAAACAUCACUGUCGCCACUGUGGACGUUUACUUUGUGCUCAAUGUUCAACAUUCGAAAUACCAAUUGUAAAAUAUGAACUUUCUAAACCAGUUCGAGUAUGUGAGGUUUGUUUUAACUUCCUGAAUAAUCCAUCCUAGUAUAUGCAUAUUACUGACGGUUAUGAUUUUUAGUCAUUCUUUCAUAGGCUCCAUUAUAUAUAUAUAUAUAUAUAUAUAUAUAUAUAUAUAUAUAUAUAUAUAUAUAUAUAUAUAUAUAUAUAUACUUUUCCUCAUUAUUUAUGACUUACUUUCGAUUUCUUUCAUAUCAAGUUCUUUGUUGAUUUCUUAUUUUUAUUUGGUAAUUUUAAACAAAGCUGAAUAUAUAUAUAUAUAUAUAUAUA
This is a messenger RNA of Schistosoma intercalatum, 4359 nucleotides long. Lineage: Eukaryota; Metazoa; Platyhelminthes; Trematoda; Strigeidida; Schistosomatidae. The record is from the annotation of a GenBank genome assembly.